GCGCGUUCACGUUUCAGGUCUGGGGAUGUUGGUGCCGUCUCCGCGCCCCCGCCCCCAGAGUGAAAACUUUUUUUCUCCUAAAAGGAAUCCGUAAAAAGAUGAAAUAAAAUGUUCAGAUAAGCAUCUGUCUGUAAGUUAAGCUCGGACAAUCAGCCAAUCCGUGAUUGGACUCUUGUCGUCCUGAAGAGUUGCUGCUGUCAGACGCGGUGGGACUCAGGGUUCCCCAUGGAGACAGUGGUGAUCGUGGCCAUAGGAGUGUUGGCCACCAUCUUCCUGGCCUCUUUCGUUGCCCUGGUGGUGGUGUGCAGACAUCGUUACUGCCAUCCUCAUGACCUGCUGCACCACUUCGACUCAAAACCCACAGUGGAUCUGAUCGGCGCCAUGGAGACACAGAGCGAGCCCUCCGAGCUGGAGUUAGACGACGUGGUCAUCACGAACCCUCACAUCGAAGCCAUUCUGGAGAAUGAGGACUGGAUAGAGGAUGCAUCCGGCUUGGUGUCACACUGUAUCUCUAUUCUAAAGAUUUGUCACACUUUGACUGAAAAGUUGGUGGCCAUGACAAUGGGAUCAGGGGCAAAGGUCAAAGCACCAGCCAGUUUGAGUGACAUCAUAACAGUGGCCAAACGGAUCAGUCCAAGAGUAGAUGAUGUGGUCAGGUCAAUGUACCCUCCACUGGAUCCAAUCCUGCUGGAUGCCAGAGCCACUGCUUUGCUCCUUUCAGUCAGCCACCUGGUGCUGGUCACCCGCAACGCCUGUCACAUGUCCGGCAGCAUGGACUGGAUCGACCAGUCGCUCCAUGCAGCGGAGGAUCACAUGGUUGUUCUGCGUGAGGCGGCUCUGGCUUCUGAACCGGAGCGAAUCAUACCUGGAGCUGAUGCUCAGAGAGAACAGGCCAUUUGAAAGGAGAGAAAAAAAGCAGCUCAGAUCUGUAGAAUACCGUUUGAAUAAUUCAGUUUAAACUUUCUGACAAAAAGAAGCAAACUUUUGAGUCUGCAUGAAAAACACACAUCUAUUGCUACUCAUGGACAGAAUAUUAUAUGAAUUCCUUUAGAAAUCUUUUCUGAAAUGCAUCAUCCAGCAGUAGACCUAAAUUCAGUCAAACAGGCACUGCAGAGUCACAAGGAGGCUUAGUCAGCUAAUCCAUCCUGACCAAAAUAACAUCCAUUAGCCAGUGAACCUGAAGGUACUCAUAUACAGUUUACCAAGGCAGGACAAGCCUGGCUGGCUGAGUAUGUGUGGGGUCAGUUUGACAUUAGGAUUUGGUGAAAAAUCUAAGUUAUCUGAUGUUAGAACAGACAAGGUGUGUUUCUUUUAGGCUUUUGUUCAUUUUCUUCCCUCACUCCUGAGACAUUUCAGAGGUGCAACUCUUACUUGAGUUCACACAUUUAAUUUAAAAAACGACAUUAUGAUAAUAGAGCAGAUAUUAAAGGUAUAGCGGAGGAUAUCUUUUUCCAGGUGGAUCAUCAAAAUAAGUGGUGCUCCUAAUUGUCCUAGUGUUUACCUAAGGCCGUCCAAUGUGCUCAUCCCCAUUUUUACUUAGCGAGUCUGACAUAGUGGAAAAAUUGCAAAUCUUCUUUUGGAAAGUAAGCUUGUAUGAGCGAUGCAAACAGCAACUUUCAAACAGAGCGUGCACAAGGAGA
Cyprinodon tularosa is the source of this 1640-nucleotide messenger RNA. It is a transcript of the gene tmem98, whose product is annotated as transmembrane protein 98. The transcript is spliced from 7 exons. The record is from RefSeq and is a predicted model, not a curated record. Gene Ontology annotation, cellular component: endoplasmic reticulum. The coding region runs from base 226 to 900 and encodes 224 amino acids. NCBI's taxonomy places the organism in Eukaryota, Metazoa, Chordata, Actinopteri, Cyprinodontiformes, Cyprinodontidae.